AUGCAGCUCAGCACCAUUUUCCUUCUCGCAAGCUCUGCCAUCAUCCCGCUGGUGGCCGGCCAGGAGUGCUACUCCAUUCAGCGGUACGGACGCCGCGACGACUGCCGCCGCUGCGAUCGAGGCUAUCGCUUCUACCGCGAGCGAGGCAGACGAUGCCAUCCCGAUCGUCAAUGCUGCCGUGGCUACUGCUGUACUGACCGUGACUGGGACUAUGGUGACCCUGUGAGUGCUAUCGGUUCCCCUGACCCCGAACAGCCUGAUAGGCAGUGGGAGAUGCAGGCGUCUCUGUUUUAG
Molecule: messenger RNA, 294 nt
Organism: Aspergillus steynii IBT 23096
Lineage: Eukaryota; Fungi; Ascomycota; Eurotiomycetes; Eurotiales; Aspergillaceae
Exons: 2
Coding region: 1-294 (97 amino acids)
Source: RefSeq, a predicted model, not a curated record